CUGCUUUGCAAACCCGCGAAAUGGUCAGACAUUGCGAUCUUCUGAUUAGGCAACUAUGUCGCGCAUGCUGCAAUCAAAACUGUUCCAGGGCAGCGCCCAGUGGCCACAGUCUUCAUGGUCAUUUCGGCUUUGCUCUUCCCAACAACUGGGGUAGUCAGCAGCAUCUUAGCUUUACGAAAUCUUCCCAUCCUGGCAAAGACUAGUUUGAGGACUGCUGCAAGGGCCGGAGCAUUGUGCACGGUGGUGUAUGAGUCGGCUUCAGGGAGAGAAUCAGGUUACUGUAAGCACAUUGCGAGACCCCAUGGCCGACAUACUAAAGCAACGAGUCCCCGAAAUCGAUCCGCAAGCACGACUCAUUCAUGGCAAGUACAGCGAGCUACCGCCGGGAUUCGUCCUUGUGCAAGUGCCAUACAGGGCGAAAUUCGCCAACACCCGGAGCCCGAGAAGCAACACUGGUAUCAAGAACUUCGCAAGAUGUUUGAAUCCUUGUUCGAGCCUAGUAAACGUUCGCAUGCCGAUGCGACGUUCGUUGUGAGCAACUACAGUCUCGUCAAGAUACUUGCUGCUGUUGGGCAAAGUUUGUAUGGGAUUGCAACGCUGUACGACACCAGAGGUGAUCAGCUUAACCGCUAUGGGUAUUCAGCCUUCGGUCUUACGGUGAUCCCCUAUGCAUAUAUAUCUUUGGUUAACCUAGUCGCAAACCUAUUAUGUCCAGAAUAUCCUGCCAUGUACCUGGUAGAGUCCCAAGCCAUGCGAGAUGCCAUGGAGAUUUCGGACAAGAGGGAGGAACUCGAGCUUGCUUCGUUCAGUGUUGCGGCAGGGAGUCAACAUAAUCCUGGAAGUCGACCCUGUCCAGGGAGGCAAUCUGAUUCGGCGAGCCGAUCUAAUCUAUGGAAUCCACCUGGUACAACAACUCAACCUGAUGUAGUGAGUCAACCUGGUCCAGGAAUUCAAGUUCCUUCUACAGCGCAAAACGUCGCUGCACCACUUGGGGAGCAAAGUGCCAACAGAAAUAUAGUAGGGCAGGUGCAGGCACACUCAGCAGAACAUCAGCAAUCCAGUCAACAGGCACAAGGAAGCCAUACUCUUGCGUUAACUGAGGUGGAUGCUACUAAUGUUGCUCGCUUAGUUCCUUCAAAGCAAAGACGUUUCACUGGCGUGGUCGGAGCACUCGAUGAUGAAUGGGUUCUUGAGUGGCAUAGGCGUCACGAGGAGCUCUCUGUCCCAUUGCUAACUAGGCCGGUUUGGGCUCAUGGCGACAUCGAGGCAUAUAAAAAUGGGCAAAAAGAAUGGCCUGACCUUUGGGCUUAUGUCGACUGGUAUUUGUUGAAUACCACCAUCUUGCCCCUUAACUUGCUCCUCGGAAAGCGGCAAUUCACUAGCGACAAAAAUCACGAACACCUCCAAGGACAGCUUGCCACUGCUGCACAACGUCGAACAAAGCUUUAAAAUGUUGGGCUAGCAAUGAGAGCAGGACCAUUAGUUUUCCUAGCAUUGAGCUUGUGGGUUUUGCGGGUGGGCGGUUUGUUAGUGCCGCUGGCUAUCAACGGAUCCUUGUCCUCGUUCCACCAAGGCCCAAUGAGCAGUCAUGCGCAAAGGACCUGGACCAUGACAUGGCUCGCUUUCGGUAUUGCCGCUGGCUGGGUGAUAGGGAUGCAACGUCAAGUCUUGCUUAUAUCACGACACAACCCUCUCCGAGUUCUACUCUUCGGGACAACGCUCACUACGCCCGCUAGUAUUGGUGGUAUGGUCGUGGUUGCACAAAUGAUUCUCGAAUACGGUGUUUGCAUGGAAAUCACAU
This is a messenger RNA of Exophiala viscosa, 1801 nucleotides long. RefSeq lists its product as uncharacterized. Bases 115 to 1449 code for a protein of 444 amino acids. NCBI's taxonomy places the organism in Eukaryota, Fungi, Ascomycota, Eurotiomycetes, Chaetothyriales, Herpotrichiellaceae. The record is from RefSeq and is a predicted model, not a curated record. The transcript has a single exon.